CAAGAAGAAGAGUCAUUUCAGAAAUAGUAAUAGAUUAUCUGAAAAUGUGAGUGUUUAUUUUAAGGAUGGCGUUUAUUCGGUCUCAGAGUGACUUUGCACAAGAGAAUUUAACAUCUGAUGAAGAAACGUUGCCAGAUUUUGAGGAAGUUAUCGUAAAAUCAGAGGACGAAAUCGAUGAUCCACCAACUCCGUUGGAUGUCAACCGGCGAGAUCUCCAACAGCAUGGCGUUUGGAAAGAGGAUGCUCUGGCUGAUCCUCUCCACAGCCACGAGAGGAACCUCAGUUUGGACCAGGAGGAGCCAGAACUGCAGAUAAAAGAGGAAGAGAUGGAGCUCCGCAUCUGCAGAGAUGAAGAGCAGCUUGUGCUGAAGGAGGAUUCGGAUGCCUUUACAGUGACUCCUACUGAUGAGGAACCAGAACCAAACUGGUUCCAACUCGUCUCCCAGGACUCUCCUGAAGUGGAUAACCAGGAUCAGGGAGGAAGCGAUUCAGAAGAGUCAGGGUCAAAGAGUGAUGAAGAGCAAAUGCUGAAUGUGUGGGAUGAGAAUACCCGGCUGGAUCGUCGGUAUUCUGUGGCGUCACAGCAGGAGGAGCACAGCACUCACAAAGACAAGAAGCAAUAUUCAUGUAACCUGUGUGAUAAAAGCUUUUCUCAAAACAGCAACUUGACUAUACACAUGAGAAGUCACACAGGGGAGAGGCCUUUCUCAUGUGACACUUGCGGCAAAGGUUUUACCACAAAAUCAAAUUUAACUCUUCACUUGAGAACUCACACUGGUGAGAAGCCUUUUCCAUGUGCGACCUGUGGAAAAAGCUUCAGCCUUAAAUGUAUUUUAAUCGAACACAUCAGAACCCACACGGGGGAGAAGCCUUUUCCAUGUCCGGCCUGUGAGAAAUGUUUUCCCUCAAAGAACCAUUUGAAUAAGCAUAUGCGAAUCCACACAGGCGAAAGGCCUUUCUCCUGCCUGACCUGUGGAAAAAGGUUCAGUCUAAAGUGUAAUUUAACCGAACACAUGAGGACUCACACUGGUGAGAAACCAUUUCAGUGUUUGGCCUGUGAAAAAAGUUUUAACUCCAAAAAUCAUUUAAACAAGCACCUGAGAAUCCACACAGGGGAGAGACCUUUCUCCUGCGCGAUCUGUGCAAAAAGGUUUUCUCAGAAGAGCUGUUUAACGGAUCACAUGAGAACUCACACGGGGGAAAAGCCUUUUCUGUGCGAUAUGUGUAAAAAGGCCUUCAGCCUCAGAAGUAGUUUGAAUAACCACAUGAGAAUUCAUACAGGAGAGAAGCCCUUUUCAUGUCACACUUGUCAGAGAACGUUUGGUCUAAAGAGCCGUCUGAACAGACAUAUGAGAUCCCACACGGGGGAGAAACCUUUUACAUGCAACGCGUGUACGAAAACAUACAGCCUGAAGAGUAGUUUGACUAAACAUAUGAAGACUCAUAUUAGCUAGAAGCAUCUGCUCUGUGUGAUGUGUCAGAACCAAGCGGUAGCAGCUUUUUACCAUGAAAACUCAAGUUUGCUUGUCGGUUUCGUGGGGAAGACUUUCAGUGGUUUUACUGUCCACUUGAAAAAUUACACAGAUGAGAAUGUGGAAUGUGAGUUUUGAUAAAUUUUCCCAUAUUGAGGUGUUUUAAGUUGAUUAUUUAACAAAUUAAAGUCUGGAGAAGCAGAAGUAUUGUUUUAAGGAAAAAACUGAAUUCAACCAUUCACUGAAUUUCAGACCACUGAAAUUCAGACAAGAGAAGUUUGCUUCAAAGUCAAUCUGAAAUCAUCCUUCCCAAAGUCGAAUUAAAACUUGCAGGUAGAAAGAAUUGGAAAACAUCUGAGAUGGAUGUGGAAGAUCUCUGUUUCCGCAUCACAAUCUCAGUUUAAUAAAAGAAUAGAGACAAAACGUAGGCUAAAAUGUUAGUACAGAUGUUUCUCUACAACAUCGAAACUGCUAUUGCUAUUUUGUUACCUUACACAUGUACCAAAGUUUGCAAUAAGAUUUGAAGUAAUGUUUUAAUAUUUUGUUGGAAAUUAGUUCUGAGACUUAACAGGUUACAUGACUAAUUCCCAAAGUGGGAACGCUAUCCUUAGAAGGGGAG
This is a messenger RNA of Cyprinodon variegatus (sheepshead minnow), 2091 nucleotides long. Its product is annotated as zinc finger protein OZF-like. Gene Ontology annotation, molecular function: DNA-binding transcription repressor activity, RNA polymerase II-specific. Gene Ontology annotation, biological process: negative regulation of transcription by RNA polymerase II. The record is from RefSeq and is a predicted model, not a curated record. Lineage: Eukaryota; Metazoa; Chordata; Actinopteri; Cyprinodontiformes; Cyprinodontidae. Bases 66 to 1454 code for a protein of 462 amino acids. The transcript is spliced from 2 exons.